AACAGGAUAUCCACCAACUGAUUCUCCACCCUCUCAUGUCUUCAGGAAUGUCACGGUCUGAUGUUUGGAGUCGUAGGAAACAUGCUUUGUUUGCACAGAACAAUACAUCAUGGAAACCGGACACCUGUCAGGACUGUACCUGCUACAGCGAUAUUGUCAUCUGCCGACCCACUCGCUGUCGAAAUCCCCAAUGUGACUUUCAGAGGGGUGAACGCUUGAGAAUUCCGCCCGACAAGUGUUGUCCUGAAUGUUUCGCAUCAUCGUCUGGUAUAUGCCACCAUGAGGGAGUGGCGUACGGGCAUGACAGUCAGUGGAGUAAUUCCAAAUGUUCGGUGUGCACAUGUUCUCAUGGGAAGGUGUCCUGUGGGUCACGUGCUUGUGCUCCCCUCAGCUGUGGUAGAGACCAGAGUCCCUUCAUCCCAGAUGGUGAAUGCUGCCCUAUAUGCGCUCAGAAUGGGGACUCUUGUUCCUGGGAAGGUCAUGAGUACAGAGAUGGUGUGGAAUGGACACCCAGCCCAUGUUCAAAGUGUCGGUGUAGAAACGGACUUACUGAAUGUUUGGUUGCAGAGUGUCAGCCUGUUACAUGCAAAACGAAUGAGAAUCUGGUGGUCCAACCAGGGCACUGCUGUCCUGUAUGUGAGCCGAAUUCCUGCAUGGAAGCUGGGAUUGAGUAUAAGUAUGGUGAACAAUGGAAGAAAGGAAGCUGUACCACAUGUGUGUGUGAUGGAGGUCUGUCUCGCUGUCACACAGAAAAGUGUCCUCCUCUUCACUGUGACAAGGGUCAGAUAAAGGUCAAGCGAGUCGGCCAGUGCUGUGAAGUGUGUGUCGCAUCUAAAGACAGCUGUCGCUAUGAAGGUGUCAUCCGUUACCAUGGCGAUAUGUGGAACGGCACAGGUUGCGAGUUCUGCAUGUGCGAACGGGGUCAGGUCCUGUGCCAACGGGUGGAGUGUGCCAGACAGGAGUGCCCGCAGGGAAAAAAGCUGGUCCAGUUGUCGGGAAAGUGCUGCCCCGAGUGUAAAUCAACCACUAGCUUCUGCUCAUACUUACUACCAGACCAAAAGGGGCAGAAUACAAAAGUCAAGAGCUUCAGACAUCUGGCUGAUUUAGAGAGUGUCAGAGAGGGGCCGUGUCGUGAAUGCCAGUGUCAGGACGGUCACUUGACCUGUUACCAGCGCUCUUGUCCCACCUGUGCAUUGGGAACUUUGACUAUACCUCGCCAUGAGCAGUGCUGUCCUGAUUGCAAUUUAGCCGUCCAGUGUCACCAGGAUUGUUUAACAUGUUCUGGCACACCAGAUCAUUGUGACAGUUGUAAGAACCCUUCUGCCCUGCUGAUGAAUGGACGCUGUGUGCAGUACUGUCCCCAAGGCUUUUUCGCUCAGGGCAAAGUUUGUGCAGCCUGUCAGCCGUCCUGUGCCACCUGUGAGAAUGACUUUGAAUGCACAGCGUGUGGUGGGUCUUUUCUCUUCAGUGGCAGGCAAUGUGUGACCACCUGUGAGGGAGGUCUUUUCCAGGACCACACACGCUGUCUCCGUUGCCAUGACUCCUGUUUGUCGUGCCAGGGGGCGGGGCCUCAGGAUUGUUUGACAUGUUCAGACCCCUCUCACUUAUUGAAGGAUGGAUUGUGUGUUACAGACUGUGGCCCUGGCUACUACGCUAGUCAAGGCAGCUGUUAUGCUUGUGACCCUUCUUGUGCGACCUGUCAACCUGGCAGUCCUCGCUGCAUGACCUGCCCAUCAGAACAUGCAUUGCAUCAUGGGAAAUGUGUACAACAGUGUCCACCACAGUAUUACGAGGACAACCAUGGCCAUUGCCAAGCAUGCCACAGUUUGUGUGCAUCCUGCUCAGGUCCCACUGUGUCUCAGUGCAUCUCUUGCCCAAGAUCUCUCUUCCUGAACCAAGGCCAGUGUGUGGAGUCCUGUGGAGAGGGCCUGUUCUCCAGGGACGGCCACUGUCACAGGUGCCAUGUGUCCUGCAGGGCGUGUGUGGGCCCUGAUUCCUCAGACUGCAAAUGCUGUGUCAAACAAGAGCAGGUUCUGCAACCACAAAAUGAAGACGUCUCUCACGGGUCCUGUCAGUCUGCCUGCAGGCCACAGCAUUACAUUGACCCAGAUCUGACCUGCAGAGCGUGUCACACCUCAUGUUCGGACUGCACUGGAGGAAAUUUCCAGAACUGCACUUCCUGUCUACUUCGCAGUGUUCUCCACCAAGAGCAGUGUAUCAAUAAAUGUCCCCAUGGUUUCUAUGUCCAAGAUCAGACAUGCCAAGCAUGUCACCCAUCAUGUAAGGAGUGCACAGGCCCGUCCCAGGCAGACUGUUCUGCCUGUCCGGCACAUGCCAGUCUUCAUAACAGAUAUUGUCGAACCAGCUGCCCUGAGGGCCAGUACCUGAAUGCUGUGGGCUACUGCAGUGAGUGUGAGGAGGGAUGUCAGCGGUGUGUUGCAGAUCUGCAGACCGGUUUUGGUACGGUGUGUUUGUGGUGUAAGGUUCCAAGAAUGUUGCUCCUGGGAGAUCACUGUGUUCCGCAGUGCCCAUCCAAAUACUACCAGAGACACGGAGCCUGCAAAAAAUGUCACUCUUCCUGUGAGGAGUGUGGUGGGGAUGGUCCUCUCUCCUGUACUUCCUGUUUGGCCCCUGCUGUUCUGGUCCCGUCAGGUUUUUGCAGCACUCGCUGUCCAUCUGGAUAUUACGCUGAUGAAGACGGAGUGUGCCAAAUGUGUGACAGUCAGUGUCUGAGCUGUGAAAUGCCUGGUGUGUGUACGUCGUGUAGAGAUCCAGCUAAAGUGCUUCUCUUUGGAGAGUGUCAGUAUGAGAGCUGCGCACAUCAGUAUUAUCUCAACACAACCACACGCGUGUGCAGAGAAUGUGACUGGAGCUGUAACGCCUGCCGCGGUCCCCUGCGUAGUGACUGUCUGCAGUGCAUGGAGGGAUAUGUCCUGCAGGAUGGCAUUUGUGUGCCAGGCUGCUCACUGGGAUACUACCAAGAUGCUGAGAGAUGUCUGAGCUGUGAUGAGCACUGUGAGCAGUGCCAGGCCCACGGCCGAUGCCAACAGUGCCAGCUGCCGUAUUCCGUGUUGAAUGGGCUGUGCGUGCUGGAAUGCGGCAAACAUCACUUUCUAGAUGACUCUAACCGUCAGUGUUCCGCAUGCUCAUCUGGUUGCUCGGAGUGUGUGAGUUUAGCUGAGUGCCGUAUCUGUGCUGAGAACUUCUUUUUGAAGAACGGCCGAUGUAGCCCGGACUGUGGGCACGGAUACUACGCUGACCGAAAAAGCAGAACUUGCUACGCAAACAACCGUGCUCCAUCCCUCUACAUCAAUGGCUCUCUAUUAGUUCCUAUUGGUGGAGUUAAGCCUCUGGAUCCUGCGCUCCUGUCAAUCAAGGAUGCAGACAGCCAAUCAGAGAGUAUGCUGCUCCAGCUCCUUCAGCCACCAAAUAACGGUCAUCUAGUGAUCCUGGAGAAUGAGAGAAAGAGAACACUGGGCAAAGACGACACUUUCACCCUCACACAGCUUAAACGCAGAGCUGUGCGCUUUGUUCACGACAGAGAACAGACCAAAAGUGGGCAGUUCAUGUUAAGGGCAGCGGAUCCUCAACUGUUUUCACAGCCACAAACUGUUCAUGUGCAGGCGGUCUCCAAACAGCCACCCACUGUGAUGUCCAACCAAGUCUUCCACAUCAAGUCUGGUGAGACCGCUAUCAUCAGUAGGACCAUUCUUCACAUCGAUGACCUCGAUAACCCACAGGACGUUUUCAUCACGGUUUUGGAUCCACCUCAACACGGCCACCUGACGCAUGUGCACGGCGACGUGCCCGUAACCCAUUUUAAGCUGGAGGAGCUGGAUCGUGAGCAGCUUCAGUACGUACAUGACCGUUCAGGUGGAGACCAGGAUAGACUUCUGCUGCAGAUCAAUGAUGGACACAGCUACCAGAACAUUCUGUUCUACAUCAGCGUUGCACAGAAGGUUGGGUUGACAACUCAUUUGCGUUCAGUGCCUAAGACCUGGGUCAAAGAAGGAGGAAUGGUACAACUGUCUAAGAAAUGUCUCAACGCUCAGUUCAAAGGAACCGGUGACUCUGAAAUCCUCUACACCAUCAACUCAGAGAACGGACAGCCCAAAUACGGGGAGAUUGUGCUGGUGUAUAUGCCUGCUGACGGUCCGGUGGAGGCUUGGCAGUUCCAUCCGGAUGGCAAGGACACCACAGCUACAAGUUCAUUUACACAGCAGGAUAUUAAUGAGGGAACUGUCUGGUAUAGACAUUACGGAUCUGGAACACAGAAAGACACUUUUCAGUUUCAGGUUUCAAGUGAGGUGUAUCCAGAGACUCUGAGUGAUACACAGACCUUUACUAUAGGAGUGAUGCCGCAGACCCCCGGCCUGCCUCAGCUCUCGCCUGGAGUAGACCUGCAGAUCAAUGCACUUGAAGAUCGUGUGACUGUGAUAUCUCCCUCGGCUCUUUCCUUCACUGACUCUGAGACGCCCAGCGACAAGCUUGUCUACAACAUCACCAAACCGCUCACCUCAGGCCACGGUGCGCUGGAGCACAGGGACAGACCUUACCAGCAUGUGCGUGUCUUCACCCAGGCUGAUGUAGACAGUGGCAAAAUAAUCUACAGGCCCCCACAAGCCCCCUCUCAUCUCCAGGAGCUCUAUCAGUAUUCUUUUACAGGUCUUCCAGAAUCCGUGAGUCUCCAUUUUACAGUAUCUGAUGGGGAGCAUAAGACACCAGAGAUGGACUUUUCUAUCCUGUUGUUGGUCAAUCAUCAGCAGCCGCCGGUCUUUCAGAUAUUGGAUCCAUUGCUGGAGGUCACCCUGGGGGGCAGGGCACCAGUGGGUGCACGGCAGUUAGCUGUGACAGACGCUGACACGGCUCCUGAUGAACUGGAGUUUGAGCUUGUGGAAGGGCCUCUCCAUGGCACUCUUAUGAGAGUGGAACUUGGUUCCAAAAUCGAGAUGGUCAAUGGUGACAUCUUCACCUUCGGUGACAUCACCAGGAACGUUCUGCAGUAUGCGCAUGCCGGUCUCACCACAGAGGAAGACUCCAUGACCUUCUCUGUGACGGAUGGGCUCUCUAUGACCUCAAUUACAGUGCAGGUGUUGGUGUCGGAGGUCAAAGGUGACGCACCCAGACGUGACCCUGAGGCCUUGCUGUCCAUGGAGGUGGCGGAGAAGAGCAGCAGCAGCAUCAGACGAUCACACUUGGCUUAUGUGGAUGAUGAAUCUGCAGAUGAGAACAUUUAUGUGCAGCUAAUGUCUUUGCCAAUGUACGGAAUCCUCACCAGAACCAAAUUAGAAACAGACCAUGAGGAGCUUAGUGAAUAUUCUUCCUUUACCAUGGCAGACAUCAACAACCACAAAAUCAGGUAUGUUACGUCUUUUGAAACUGGCAACCAGCCAGUGACCGACAUUUUCCACUUUGUUGUGUAUGAUGGCGAGAACAAUCGUCUGGAGAAUCAGAUGUUUACCAUCACCAUCACCUCUGCUCAGAAGCAGCCACCUGUCGUCACCGUCCGCAGCGGCAUUAAGGUACAGGAAGGAGGCAGAGUGCAAAUCUCAGCCAAUCACAUUAUUGCAUAUGACCCAGACACGCCCAGAAAGGAUCUGCUGGUGUGGCUGAUCACUCAACCGAAGUACGGCUUCAUUGAGAACUCAAAUUCAGCAGUGGGAACGAUCGGUGGAUCUCGUGUCAUCAGCCCUGACGUUCCCUUUACUAUAGAAGAUCUCACUUCGGACCAUAUAUUCUACGUCCAAAACAUCCUCCUGCCCAACAUCCACCAGGACGUCUUUAGCUUUUACAUAAGUGAUGGAUCAAGCCAAACAGAGGCUUUUGAUGUUACUAUAGACAUCCAGCAAACCAAGGAGGAAAGAGUCCCCAUCGUGUCGGUAAACAGCAUCCAAGUGGAGGAGAACUCAGGUGUGGUCAUCACUAACUCCUCUCUGAAUGUGCUGGACCACGACACACCUGAGAAUGAACUCCUCCUUACCGUCAUCAAGAGGCCAGUAUACGGGAAGUUACGCAGAAGGCAGUUCUACUCCCAGCCUUUCGAGAAUGGCAAGAUCCUUCAGCAGGGUUCCACAUUCACCUACCAGGACGUUCUAGAUGAGCUGCUGGUUUAUACUCCAGACGGACAUAGUUCUGGGACAGACGAGAUUCAGUUUUCAGUGACAGACGGCAUCUACACAGAGACGGGCCGUCUGGAGAUCAGCAUGGACAUUAGGAGGAAAGAAGGCCCUAGAGUCACUUUCAAUAGAGGACUACAGAUUGCAGCAGGUUCCUCAUCAAAGAUCACGGAGCAGCAUCUGAAAGGUACAGACAUAGACUCGGAUGACCUGAAGCUGCGCUUUACCCUCACUAAAGACCCGAGUGUGGGCUCUCUCCUGCUGAACACGGGCAAACACAAGGCUCAGAUAUCCGUUAAAGGACUUGUCACCAGCUUCACCCAAGAUGACAUCAACAAAGGCUAUGUGGAAUACAUUCAUGAAAAGGGAGAAGAUGGCGGUAGUUUCUCUUUUAAGUUCAACCUGGAGGACCCUGAGGGAAACAGAGUCAUUGACCAGUCUUUCUUCAUUAGCGUUCUGGAGGACAGACUUCCUCCCGCAGUGGUGGUUAAUAAGGGUUUGGUUUUGGAUGAGAACACACUGAAGAAGAUCACGACACUGCAGCUCUCCUCUACCGAUCAGGACAGCGAACCUGACGAACUCGUCUACAGAAUUACCAAACAGCCUCAGCUCGGACAUUUAGAACACUCCAGCAACCCGGGAACACGUAUCAGCACGUUCACCCAGGCUGACCUCACCUCUCGCAACAUUCAGUACGUCCACACCAGUGAAGAAGAGAUGCAUUCUGAUGACUUCACCUUCACGGUGUCUGAUGGAGUCAAUGAGAUGUCACAGUCAUUCUCCAUCACGAUUCGGCCAGUGGACGACUCUCUGCCCAUGCUGCAGGUGCCAGGGAUGAGAGUGCAGGAGGGAGUGAGGAAGACCAUCACUGAGUUUGAGCUGAAGGCCACGGAUGCUGACACAGAGGAGGACUCUAUUACAUUCACUAUCGUUCAGGCUCCUCGUCAUGGUACCAUCGAGCGUACCAGCAACGGUCAACAUUACCGUCAGACAAACACCUUCACUAUGGACGACAUCUAUCAGAACCGCAUCAGCUACAACCAUGAUGGCAGUAACUCUCUUAAAGACAGAUUCACAUUCACUGUCGGCGACGGGACCAACAUGUUUUUCAUUGUCGAAGAGGGUGGAAAAGAGGUUGUAACAGCUGCUCCACAGAAGUUUAAAAUUGAUAUUUUGCCUGUUGAUGAUGGAACCCCUCGAAUCGUCACCAACCUGGGUCUGCAGUGGCUGGAGUACAUGGACAAUAAGGCCACCAGUCUGAUCUCCAAGAAAGAGCUUCUCACAGUUGAUCCGGACACAGAUGAUGGACAGCUGACUUAUGAGAUCAUUACAGAACCCAAAUACGGUUACCUGGAGAGUAAACUCAAAUCUGGAAAACCUAUCACUUCUUUCACACAAGCCGACAUAAACCUUGGCCUUAUCCGAUACGUCCUGAAUGAGAACGGUGUUCAGGAGACCAUGGAUAACUUCAAGUUUCUUGUGAAGGACAGCAAGCCCAACAUCGUCAGUGACAAUGUGUUCCACAUUCAAUGGUCAUUGAUCAGCUUUGAGCACAAGAGUUACAAUGUUAGUGAAAAAGCUGGAACUGUGGCGGUCACGGUGAAGAGAACCGGCAAUCUGAACCAAUAUGCCAUUGUGCUGUGCCGAACUGAGCAGGGCACUGCGACAUCCACGUCUGGCAUGGGCUCUAGGCCUGGACAACAGGACUAUGUUGAGUAUGCAGGACAGGUUCAGUUUGAUGAGAGAGAAGACACUAAGGUGUGCACCAUAGUGAUCAAUGAUGACCAGGUCUUUGAGAACACAGAGAGCUUUAACGUGGAGCUCAGCAUGCCGGUGUACGCCCUGUUGGGCUCGGUGACCCGAGCUAAAGUUAAUAUCAAUGACACAGAAGAUGAACCCAAACUGCAGUUUGAUAAGAAGAUCUACCACGUCAAUGAGAGCAAGGGCUUCAUCUUCGCUCCUAUUGAGAGAAAGGGUGACACCAGCAGCACAGUCUCAGCUCUCUGCUACACCGUGCCCAAAUCAGCCAAGGGCAGCAGCCUGCAUGCUCUGGAGUCUGGAUCUGACUAUAAGACCCGCGGGAUGAGCAGUGACAACCGGGUCAUCUUCGGCCCAGGUGUGAGCAUGUCCACCUGUGACGUGAAGCUGAUCGAUGACAGUGAAUAUGAGCUCUCAGAGGAGUUUGAGCUGGUGCUGUCGGACGCCUCGGACAACGCACGCAUGGGGGAUGUCACAGUGGCCAAAGUCAUCAUAGAUGGGCCGAACGAUGCCUCCACUGUCUCCCUGGGCAACGGGUCUUUCACCUUCAGUGAAGAUGCAGGCACCAUUGAAAUCCCUGUGGUGCGGCAGGGCAGUGACCUCUCCUCUGUGACCUCUGUUUGGUGUGCCACACGUCCUGCGGAUCAGGAUUCUGCCACGCCUGGUGUGGACUACAUCCCCAGUUCCAAAAAGGUGGAAUUUAAGCCGGGCAAAACUGAGGAGACAUGCAGUUUAACCAUAAUGGAUGACAUCCAGAACCCUACGAUUGAAGGGAAAGAGUCCUUCAUUGUGUUCCUCAGUUCUCCCAACGGAGCUGUCCUUACCGAACCAUAUGAAGCCCCUGUGUACAUCACGGACACCACACAAGACAUACCCAGCAUGCAGUUUGAGAAGUUGGCGUAUACUGUGAAGGAGAAAGAUGGCGUUCUGCACAUUCCUAUUUUUAGGACGGGAGAUCUUAGCUACAAGUCGUCUGUCCGCUGUUUCACACGCACAAUGUCCGCUAUGGUGAUGGAUGACUUUGAAGAGAGGAGAAAUGCAGAUGACUCGCGAAUCACUUUUAAAAAAGGAGAGAAGGUGAAGAAUUGUACUGUAUUAAUUCAAGACGACUCAGUAUUUGAACCUGAAGAGGAAUUCCAGGUCCAUCUUGGCAGCCCACAAGGUGACCAUUGGAUUGGAGCAAUGAUUGGAGUCAGUGACAUUGUAACUGUGACCAUUACAAAUGAAGAAGAUGCACCUACGAUAGAGUUUGAGCAAGCCUCGUACCAAGUUCGAGAGCCCCCUGGCCCAGAUGGAAUCGAAGUUUUAAAUAUCAAGGUCAUUCGUAAAGGAGACCUUGACCGCACCUCCAAGAUCCGAUGCAGCACAAGGGAUGGAUCUGCUCAGUCUGGUGUGGACUAUAACCCCAAGAGUCGAGUACUCAAGUUCAGCCCUGGUGUGGACCACAUCCUCUUUAAGGUGGAAAUCCUUUCCAAUGAGGAUAGAGAGUGGCACGAGUCCUUCUCGCUGGUCCUUGGUCCGGACGACCCCGUUGAAGCAGUGAUUGGAGAGAUCACCAUGGCAACAGUGACCAUCCUAGAUCAGGAAGCGGCAGGAAGUCUCAUCCUUCCAGCUCCACCUAUUGUGGUGUCUCUGUCAGACUAUGACUACGUCCAGGAGGUCACUAAAGAGGGCAAUAAGAAGUCUCCAUCUCCUGGAUAUCCUUUGGUGUGUGUGACUCCUUGCGACCCGCAUUACCCCAAAUAUUCAGUCAUGAAAGGACGCUGUGAGGAGGCAGGCAUCAACCGGACCUCCAUCCACUUCAGCUGGGAGGUUGCAACACCCACAGACACCAAUGGAGCCCGUUCGCCCUUUGAGACAGUGACCGAUAACACACCUUACACCAAAGUCAAUCAUAUGGUCCUGGACGGUAUCUAUUUUAGCAGACGUUUCCAUGUGCGUUGUGUAGCGCAGGCCAGAGAUAAAGCCGGGCACUUGGGGACUCCCCUAAGGAGCAACAUUGUUGUCAUCGGCACUGAAGGCGCAAUAUGUCACACCCCAGUUACCACGGGAACCGGUCGCGGCUUCCAGGCUCAGUCCUUUAUUGCCACCCUGAAGUACCUAGAUGUGAAACACAAAGAGCAUCCAAACAGGAUCCAUAUCUCAGUACAAAUCCCUCAUCAGGAUGGAAUGCUUCCCUUAGUGUCCACCAUGCCUUUGCACAACUUACAUUUCCUCCUGUCUGAGUCCAUUUACAGACAGCAACAUGUCUGUUCCAACCUGGUCACACUUAAAGACCUGCAUGGUAUCUCUGAAACCGGCUUCUUGGAUGAUGUGUCAUAUGACAGCAUAUCCCUCGGUCCGGGGUACGACCGUCCGUACCAAUUCAACCCCAAUGUCCGAGAACCCAAAUCCAUCCAGUUAUACAAGCAUCUCAAUCUGAAAAACUGCAUAUGGACAUUUGAUGCUUAUUAUGACAUGACAGAGCUGAUCGAUGUGUGCGGAGGAUCAGUCACCGCUGACUUUCAGGUCAGAGACUCGGCUCAGUCGUUCCUGACAGUGCAGGUGCCGCUCUUUGUAUCCUACAUCUAUGUCACGGCUCCCCGCGGAUGGGCCUCCCUGGAGCACCACACAGAGAUGGAGUUCUCUUUCUUUUAUGACACAGUCCUAUGGAGAACAGGCAUUCAGACAGACAGCGUUCUGUCGGCUAGAUUACAGAUCAUUCGCAUCUUCAUUCGGGAUGAUGGGCGCCUUGUGAUCGAGUUCAAAACCCAUGCCAAGUUCAGAGGCCAGUUUGUCCCUGAACAUCACACGCUCCCUGGACAGAAGUCUCAUCUGAUGGCCCCAGAUCACUUGGGAGGCAUCGAGUUUGACCUGCAGCUGGUAUGGAGCGCACAGUCAUUCGAUUCCCCGUAUCAGCUCUGGAGAGCCACAAGCUCCUACAGCAGGAAAGACUACUCUGGGGAGUACACAGUCUUCCUCAUUCCGUGCACGGUGCAGCCUACCCAGGCAUGGAUUGACUCUGGGGACAAGCCUCUUUCCUGCACAGCUCAUGCACCAGAGAAAUUCCUGUUGCCCAUUGCCUUUCAACAAACCAACCGCCCAGUUCCUGUAGUCUACUCACUGAAUACUGAAUUCCAGCUCUGUAAUAAUGAGAAAGUCUUGCUAAUGGAUCCUGCUAUUGCGGAGAUGUCCGUAGCUGAGAUGGACUAUAAAGGAGCCUUCUCUAUGGGUCAAACACUCUAUGGAAGAGUACUGUGGAACCCCGACCAGAACUUAAAUUCGGCAUAUAAACUGCAGCUGGAGAAAGUGUAUCUAUGCACAGGGCGGGACGGCUACGUGCCCUUCUUCGACCCCACGGGAACCCUGUACAAUGAAGGCCCUCAGUACGGCUGCAUUCAACCAAACAAGCACCUCAAACACAGAUUCCUGCUUCUGGACCGGAAGCAGCCUGAUGUUUGUGAUCGCUAUUUUCACGACGUUCCCUUUGAGGCCAACUUUGCAUCUGAUAUUCCCGACCUCCAGUCUUUGUCUGCGAUGCCAGGUGUGGAUGGCUUCACAAUGAAGGUCGAUGCUCUUUAUAAGGUUGAGGCAGGGCACCAGUGGUACCUCCAGGUGAUCUAUGUUAUCGGACCCGAGUCCAUAUCCGCUCCCAGAAUUCAACGCUCUGUGACCCAUGAGCUGAAGCGAAGUCGCAGAGAUCUUGUAGAUCGUUCAGGUCGCCUAACGCUGGAUGAAUCCCUAAUCUACGACAAUGAAGGUGACCAAAUAAAGAACGGCACCAACAUGAAGAGUUUAAAGCUUGAGGUGGAACCACCGGGCACCUUCAACCACCAGAUGGGAGGAUCCAUCGGGGGUGGCGUGGCUGCCAUCGUCCUACUUUUUCUGUUUCUUCUAGCUUUCUGCCUCGUGGUGAGGAAGUGUCGGAGGGUUGUCAAAAAGAGGCCUUCAAAGGCGGUUGAGGAUUAUCCUUUAAACACCAAAGUAGAAGUUUGUAUUGAACGACUGGAGAAGAACCUCAACAGCAAGCACUGCUCUGUGAGGAACGUCAACCUGCUCAACAAGAAUCCAGAGACUUACAAAGUCAACAGUGUGAAAGUUAAACAAGUCAAUCUGGAGGUCAAACUCCACAACAACCUGAACGAUGGCACUGAAGUCUGACCAUCUAUAGUAUUUAAUGACAAAAAAAAACAUUUUCUAAUAAUAUUUGUGAUAAUGAUGUUGUUAAUGUAUUUUUGUAUGACCCUGAGUGAAAAAGGGAAAGUAUGCUUGCCAGCUAUGCAGUGUAAAUCAUUUCACAACUGAGCUACCUCAAAAAGAAACACAAAACAACACAAAACAGUGUCUUAAAAUCUUGUUUUCAGUCUGUGAGUUUCUGAGUUAAAAAUCAUUGUUCUAUAUGAGCAUCAAAACAGCAAGCGGUAGCUCAGCCUCUCUUUUUGACUUGAAAUGAAUAGAGAGUUUGUAUCACUGCACCUGCUAUUCUAUCAUGCCAGUAAAACACACAUGAAAGUAUUAAAGGAAGGACGUGUGCCAAUGCUUAAGACCGGGUGAGUGAUGUAAAUACUGUAUGUUUCUUAAGUGCAAUUACCUGAUGACAUGGUCAUCCCUGUAUUUUGAUCUGGGUUUUGACACUCUGCCUCAUUGUGACAUUUACUUUAAACUUGAUCACCGGUGUGCCAUACUGUCAAGAGCGAUUUAUUUAAUUCCAAAUCUGAAUAGACUGCCCAAAGUGAUGCAUUUCUUUAGUUUGUAUCACUACAUGCUUGAGAUCAUCAGCUGACAAGAAACCAAGUGUUUUGAUUAAAUGUAUUAUAACGGAUAACCACUAGAGAUGAACUGCCAGUCUGGUCACAACACUAAUCUGCUGUGGCAACUAAUGCUGUGUAACACUGGACAUGACUGAUGUAUGUACGAAUAUACCCAAACACUACCAAAACUGUUAUUGAACUGUCAGAUUGCACAUUAAUAAUGUUCACUAGCUAUUUCGAUAUUGUGUCAUGAGAUUAUCCACUUCAUGUUAUCUUGCAUUAUUUAGUCUUGUAUUAAUGUCACAUCAUGUAUUAAUUAAGAUAUAUCUCUUUUUUUAUUGGUUCUAUAUUUUUUUACAGUAGUUCUGUAAUGUUGCCAUAUUACAGUAUUAUUACAUAUGAUAUGUUGGUGAUGUGAUCACAAAGAUCUUUUAACCUCACCCAGGAGUUUUACAGCACCGAGUGUAGGGUAGGAAAUAUUACGAUUAUCAUUUCAUAGUCAGUCAUUUCGUUUUUUUCCCAUCCAUCUCUGUCUUUAUCCAUUACCCCCUCCCUUCCUCGCUUUAAAAUAAGUUCGGUUUUUAUCAAUUACUAUAGAGUGCCUAUGGACGGACGAUUUGGAGAUAAACGGUUUGGUGCUAUCAUAUAUGGUGACAUAAUGAACUGUAUUUGUGCCUUUUUAGCAAUAAAAUAAAAAAAUCAACCCA
Messenger RNA from Triplophysa dalaica, 13311 nucleotides. Its product is annotated as extracellular matrix organizing protein FRAS1-like. The record is from RefSeq and is a predicted model, not a curated record. Gene Ontology annotation, cellular component: membrane. The transcript has 73 exons. NCBI's taxonomy places the organism in Eukaryota, Metazoa, Chordata, Actinopteri, Cypriniformes, Nemacheilidae. The coding region runs from base 36 to 12014 and encodes 3992 amino acids. Gene Ontology annotation, biological process: cell communication. Gene Ontology annotation, molecular function: protein binding.